UCGCCCGGUUUCGCCGAGUGCGCGGCGCUCCUCCUCCUCCUCCCGCGGAAGAGGCGGGCGCCCGCGUUCGCAGGCUCCUCCCCGCCCCGCCCCUCCCCUGCCCCGCAGCCGCGGGCGGCUACCUUCUGCGCCCGCCGAGAUGGCGCUCGACCCCGCAGAUCAGCAUCUCAGACACGUUGAAAAGGAUGUUUUGAUUCCUAAAAUAAUGAGAGAAAAGGCCAGAGAGAGGUGUUCUGAACAAGUUCAAGAUUUUACCAAAUGUUGCAAAGACUCUGGAAUCCUAAUGGUAGUAAAGUGUCGGAAAGAAAAUUCUGCAUUGAAAGAAUGCUUAACUGCUUACUAUAAUGAUCCAGCAUUUUAUGAAGAAUGUAAAAUGGAAUACCUGAAAGAAAGGGAAGAUUUCCGAAGAACUGGAAUUCCUAGCAAGAAAAGACUACAGAAACUUCCUACAAGCAUGUAGGCAAAUAUUCGGAUGU
Molecule: messenger RNA, 476 nt
Organism: Octodon degus (degu)
Lineage: Eukaryota; Metazoa; Chordata; Mammalia; Rodentia; Octodontidae
Gene: Cmc1
Product: C-X9-C motif containing 1
Exons: 4
Coding region: 140-460 (106 amino acids)
Cellular component (GO): mitochondrion
Source: RefSeq, a predicted model, not a curated record